CAAUUUGAGAAGGAAGAAGAUUUUUCUGGUGCAGUCAGAGGCUGAAUAAUGGCUGACGUCAGCUGGGGCUACCACCGCUCUCUCCGUGCAAUCCGCGGUGCAUUGCCUGAUGAGACAGCGUUCCAGCUGCAAGUGGCCAAACCCGCAGAUGGCCUACCCGUGCAGCAGGUCAUAUGCUUCUAUCCGGUGACCCCAGCCGCUGGCGAAAAUUCCAUUGGAUAUUGGAACCAGGAGGAAGAUUACUUCCUGUCGGGCAUCUGGUCGUGGGCCAUGCUUAUUCUGAUCCCGGGAAUUGUCGCCUUUGCAGCUAUGUUCACCUUCCUGGUUAUCAUUGAUAAUACACUUGCGGAAACCACAGUAUUGGUGACGAAACAGCCAGCCGUGUUAUCUUCCAUGGAGGUACCAGAAAUGCCGAGCAGACACAUGAUGCCGUCGACAACACUGGCAGUGAACGAUACGGCCGCUUCUAUGAGAAGGAGUUGAACGCCUUCUUACGUUUUUCUUCAUCGCAAAGACGUCCUCAUACCCCUUCUCCUUGCGUUGAGACGCUACAAAUUGAAGAACUCGUGUUUAGGUUUUUUUGUUGAAUUAUUUGUGGAAGUUGGCAUUGAAGUAGCAGUUUUGUUUAUUGCGCUUUUAUUAAGGAGAAUUUUGUCAACUGCGAAUUAUUGUGACCGCACAAUUUUAUGCGUGCUGUAUUAUGGAAAACGUGAUUGGCAGUUGCUUUUCUGAUCUUAUCGAAGCCUGUUCUUCUGGUUGUAGACCAAUGAAAGUCAAGACCAAGGAUGA
This is a messenger RNA of Dermacentor albipictus, 789 nucleotides long. RefSeq lists its product as uncharacterized. Lineage: Eukaryota; Metazoa; Arthropoda; Arachnida; Ixodida; Ixodidae. The record is from RefSeq and is a predicted model, not a curated record.